Molecule: messenger RNA, 1059 nt
Organism: Aspergillus brunneoviolaceus CBS 621.78
Lineage: Eukaryota; Fungi; Ascomycota; Eurotiomycetes; Eurotiales; Aspergillaceae
Product: metal dependent phosphohydrolase
Exons: 1
Coding region: 1-1059 (352 amino acids)
Biological process (GO): dGTP catabolic process
Cellular component (GO): nucleus
Molecular function (GO): dGTPase activity
Source: RefSeq, a predicted model, not a curated record
AUGGCCGCCGACGAGGACCUGAAAGCGGGGCACUUCCAGACGCUGACGAUCGAAUCCCCCCACCGCAUCAUCAUCACCGACACGCUGUACGGCACGCACGAGAUCACCGAGCCCGUCCUGCUCGACCUCCUGCAGAGCCCGGACCUGCAACGUCUGAUCGGCAUCUGCCAGCAUGGCGUCACCGGCCACCUGGGCUUACUCCCGGGCGCCGUCAAGAUCACGCGCUUCGAGCACUCCGUCGGCGCCUGCCUGCUCGUGCGGACCCAGGGCGCCACGCUGGAAGAGCAGGUGGCCGCGCUCCUCCACGACAUCAGCCACACGGUGCUCAGCCACGUCGUCGACUGGGCGCUGUCCAACCCCCAGGAGGAGAGCUUCCACGAAGUUCACAAGGCGCGCUACCUGCAGACGACGGGCAUCCCGGCCAUCCUGGCGCGGCACGGCAUGCCGCUGACCGUGCUGCACGAGGAGCAGUACCCGCUGGUCGAGCUGCCGGCGCCGCAUCUCUGCGCGGACCGCCUGGACUACGCGCUCCGCGACGGCCUCGCCUUCGGGAAGCUGACCCAGGACCGCGUGCGCGAGCUGCUGCGCUGUCUGCGCGCCUUCCCCUACCCGACCGCGCGCAACCGCAUCCUGGUGCUGGAGCACCGCCGCGUCGCGCUCGGCUUCGCCCGCGCUUAUCUCCAGAUCGACCAGGAGGUGUGGUCCAACCCCGCCCACGCCGACAUGUACAAGCGCACCGGCCGGUUGAUCGGGGAUCUGGUACGCCAGGGCAAGAUGCCCGAGGAGGUGCUCUGGACGCUCUCGGAUGAGGAGUUUUGGGCCCUGUUGCUGCGGCUGGCGGACGCGGAGGGGGCGGCGAUGUUGAAGCACUUCGAGCGGGAGGGGCUGGCGGAGGAGCACGGUCUGCCUCUGCCCAGGAAUGCGAAGAUCAGGACGGUCGAUCCCGACGUCUGGGAGAAUGAGUACAUCCCCGCGCCUCUGUCGCAGUUGAGUCCCGAGUGGGCGGCGGAGCGUCAGGCCUACAUUGCUCGUCGCGAGGCGACCCGCGCGUUGGACUAG